AUUUAGACCACGCGCGCGCGGCCUGCAACUUCUGCAGCGAAUGUACCUGGAGCUAGUCGCUGCUGAUGCCUACAAGCGACUCCUCAGCCUACACUGUGACAUUGCUAUCUGCAUCGACCUGCCCUCAUUUUUCAACAAGCGCGUGUUGAUAGGUCUCCGCACUGCUGCAAGGCCUCACGAGCACAUCCCAACAGAAGCUUUCGGGCCCCGUGCAUUCCGCCUAACGGUGUCAGCGCCGCAUUGAAGGUUUGUACGCGUCAAGAGCUGCAUAUAAUCAGGAUAAUUUCGCCCCGCAUCGACCUCGGCGUCUCGUACUUCAGGCACCCACAUCAGCGUCCACCCGUCUGUACAUAGUCUCCACCGCCACGAGCCAUGGCCACCGAAACACAUCCCUUUGCCUCUCCGAACGCCAUACCCCCUCGCACAAGCUCCACCGGCCAAGUCACGAUCGGGCAUCCUGCGAGUCCCCGUCAAAGCGUCUUGCGCCCACUCUCAGAGAUCGACUGGAUGAGCCAAAGCAAGAAGAGCAAGACGUCGCACGCCUCAAUAGAGCCGGUCGUUAGCACACAAGCACAGCCGCACUCGCACUCGCAAUCACAAUCGCAUUCACGGUCGGAGCCAAUGAACCUCGAAGAAGUCAGCACAAACUACCCCACUCCGCUCUCGCCGCCAGCCGACGCGAAAAAUCUGGGCGAAGACCUCAUAUAUGGCAACGGUGCGGCUUGGACGGAGGAGAAGGAGCGCCUUCUCCUUGGGCCCUACGACUACCUCUGGGGUCAUCCGGGCAAGGACAUUCGGUCGCAAUGCAUAGCAGCGUUCAAUUUGUGGCUGCAGGUCCCACCUGAGCGGCUGGAAACUAUAACACGGGUUGUUGGUAUGCUACACACAGCGUCUCUGCUGGUCGACGACGUCGAAGACAACUCAUUAUUACGGCGCGGCAUCCCCGUCGCAAACAGUAUCUUUGGCGUCGCGCAGACAAUCAACUCGGCGAACUAUGUUUACUUUAAGGCGCUACAGGACCUGCUGCUCAUGGGCAACCCCAAGCUCAUCGAGAUAUUCACCGAGGAGCUGUUGAACCUCCACAGAGGCCAGGGCAUGGACCUGUACUGGCGCGACAGCCUGACCUGCCCCAGCGAAGCCGACUACCUCGAAAUGGUCGGCAACAAGACGGGCGGCCUCUUUCGGCUCGCCAUCAAGCUCAUGCAAGCCGAGAGCGCAGUCCAAGUCGACUGCGCCCCGCUCGUCUCCACAAUCGGGCUGCUCUUCCAAAUCCUCGACGACCACCUCAACCUCUCGCCGACCUCGGGCUACGCCUCGCUCAAAGGCCUGUGCGAAGACCUGACCGAAGGCAAAUUCUCCUUCCCCGUGAUCCACGCCAUCCGCGCCGAUCCGGGCAACCAGAUCCUGAUCAACAUCCUGAAGCAGAAGACGACGGACGAGGAAGUUAAGCGCUACGCGUGCAAGUACAUGGAGGCCAAGGGCAGCUUCGAGUACUCGAAGCGGGUUAUUGAUGAGCUGAGGGGGAAGACGGAGGGGCUUGUUAAGGGGAUUGAGGAGGGGUUGGGGGAUCAAGGGACGCAAGGCGCGGAGGCGCUUAGGAAGAUGUUGGGUAGGUUGGUGUUGAGGUGAAUUACGUAGUGGAAGGGACAGUAAUGUUGGAGUAUCCGAGCAUUGCAUAGCGAUGCGCUUAAUGAUUACGAAGUUACGCUAUU
This is a messenger RNA of Boeremia exigua, 1712 nucleotides long. RefSeq names its product isoprenoid synthase domain-containing protein. The coding region runs from base 373 to 1629 and encodes 418 amino acids. Gene Ontology annotation, molecular function: prenyltransferase activity. NCBI's taxonomy places the organism in Eukaryota, Fungi, Ascomycota, Dothideomycetes, Pleosporales, Didymellaceae. The transcript has 2 exons. Gene Ontology annotation, biological process: isoprenoid biosynthetic process. The record is from RefSeq and is a predicted model, not a curated record.